AGCAGUGGCAGUUGAGUUUGGCAUGAGGCAGUCUUGUGUUGCAUUGACUUUGAGCGGUUGUUGUGUUGAUCUCCACUAGUGGAUUCGCAGUGAAUUUGUGUUUUUAACAGAAUUGUGACUGAAAAUGCUAAAGAAAUGUAAUGUUUAAAGUAUUAUUGUAACAGUGAAGUGCAGUUUAGUGAUUCUAAGUGAACGUUAUUGUGUUAAACUUGACGGGCGUAAUUCAGUGCUUUUAAAAGAAUAGCCGGCUUACUUAUCUUGUUGUGGCAAUGCAGUUGGUGUUUUCUAGAUGCCAACGAUGUAGCGGCGCAAUCACAAACUGCGAAAACGUGAAAAGUGCUCGAUAUUGAGUUCGAAACUCGUCCCAUCCCUGACAUCUCGCGCGUGGAACAGUUCGUUAUUUUAAAAUGUGGCAAUGUGAUUGGUUUACGCGACCGGCGCGUUCUUGAUUAGUGAUGUGCCGUGUCGACAGUGGUUAUCGUUAGUGAGAUGGCGACUAUGGAUUUGACGAACGAGGUGGUCCGCUUAAGGGCGGAGCUCGAGAAGGUCUCGACUGAAAGGGACAUGCUCCUAUGCGAGGUGUCGAACCUGCGCAGAGAGCUCGAGCUUAGCGAGUUGAAGAACCUGCAGGAUGACAGCUUCUCCCAGAAAGUGGACGAGGAGGAAGUCAGCGGCAGCGUGGCUCUCCAUCCACCGGACGGGUUCUACUCCCACCAGCACUCCAUCCACAGCGGGCACCAUGGGCAUCACGCAGAGCCCGACCGGGGCUAUAUGGAGGGCAAUAGAUACGUCACGGCUGUACACAGGCCCAUGCCUGCCUUAAACCACUCGAACUCGUCAUGCUCGUCCGCGUCGAACGCGUCGACCGGCGCCGGGCUGUGCGCGGGCGCAGCCGAACCAGCUCCGCCGCUGUACAUCGCCGCGCCACCAGAGGGCUUCGGCCAUGCCGUCCACAACAGGCGUGGCACAGACGUGUCCAUCAUUGGGACAACAGGGAUAACGCAAAAAGAUACCAGUUUAUCCCAAAAAAGGGGUAAAUUGACCAGAGGUCGUUAUGAAAUGUCACAAGACCUGCUCGACAAGCAAGUUGAAAUAUUAGAAAGAAGAUACGGCGGUCUCCGCGCCCGGCGAGCCGCCGUCACCAUACAAAGAGCCUUCAGGAGACGGCAGCUCUUGAAGAAGUUCAGUGCCAUCACGGCGAUGGCGAAGGCUGCUGAUUCCACGGCCAGGAGGAUGCAGGACGGGCCAGAUCAUGGUCAACUAGUCAAUGGAAACGACAUAUACGCAAACGCGCUGAUACAGAAGAGCCCAGGUGGCGCCGAGAAAGUGCUGGCACUGACCAGGCCCAUGCGUUCCAUGUCGUUGCGUGAACGUCACGACAUUGAUAUGAGCAAUCAUCUGCAGUGCGAAAGUCAGGACGUCGACGCAAUGGUGGCCAGAGUACAGCAGUCCGCACACCAAAUACACAUGAUGGCGACAGAUAUGCCACAGCAUCAUAGAGGCGACACCGACAGCGGGGUGUGCAGCUGCUCCGUUAGCGGGUCAGUAACGAAUAUAUCGACGUCCUCCUCGCACAAUGAAUCUCUACACAACCACCAGUUGUUAAACAAUACAGGUCCCAUUUACGGCAACCUCCUGUCCUCUGGUGGCAAACCGCUGUCCUCACCAACGGCAAGGCAACAGCAGCAGCUAGCGGCCAUACAAGCGGCAAACGCUCGCCGAUUCCCGCCUGACGUGCCCAAACGUACCAGCAGCAUCACACUCAACGGCAAACCGCUGUCCUCGGCAAGGCAACAGCAGCAGCUAGCGGCCAUACAAGCGGCAAACGCUCGCCGAUUCCCGCCUGACGUGCCCAAAACGUACCAGCAGCAUCACACUCAAGUAAGCACACUUCACAUGCACCACUACCACCAACCGUACCAGCCUAGAGCACCUGAGCCACACGUGCACAUUACGCAAGAGCAACAUUUCCAGCAACACCAGCGCACUGCAUCAGGAACCUUAUACGAGCCAGUCAAUAGUUAUGGAGUGUGGAAGAGACAAGACGCGCCGCCUUACUACGAGGCCCCACAGCAAUGUUGCCGCCCCGUGCACGACACACAGAUCAAGGUUUCAGAAACGGUCCGCAAGCGGCAAUACCGCGUGGGUCUCAACCUCUUCAACAAGAAGCCCGAACGAGGCAUCGCUUACCUCAUCUCCCGUGGAUUCUUGGAGAACUCCCCGCGAGGCGUCGCCAGGUUCCUGAUUACUAGGAAAGGGCUCAGCAAGCAGAUGAUUGGAGAGUAUCUGGGGAAUCUGCAGAAUCAGUUCAACAUGGCUGUGCUAGAAUGCUUCGUAAACGAGCUAGAUCUAUCUGGUAUGGCUGUCGACGUGGCGCUUCGCCGCUACCAGGCUCACUUCAGGCUGCCCGGCGAAGCGCAGAAGAUCGAACGACUCGUUGAGGCGUUCGCGCGGCGAUACUGUGUCUGCAAUACCGACUUCGUGCAGAGACUGCGGACGCAGGACACGAUCUUCGUGCUAGCCUUCGCCAUCAUCAUGUUAAACACCGAUCUUCACACUCCUAAUCUGAAGCCAGAAGCGCGAAUGUCGCUCGACGAUUUCGUUCGGAACCUGCGAGGCAUCGACGACUGUGGAGAUAUUGACCGCGAUAUGCUGGCUGGCAUUUAUGAACGGGUUAAAUCAAGCGAGUUUAGACCAGGCAGUGAUCAUGUGACGCAGGUGAUGAAAGUGCAAGCAACCAUCGUAGGCAAGAAGCCACACCUAGCGUUGCCGCACCGUCGGCUCGUGUGCUACUGCCGCCUGUACGAGAUACCCGACAUUCACAAGAAGGAACGUCCGGGCGUGCACCAAAGAGAGGUGUUCCUCUUCAAUGACCUGCUGGUGAUAACGAAGAUCUUCAGCAAGAAGAAGUCCUCAGUCACAUACACUUUCCGUCAAUCAUUCCCCCUUUGCGGCAUGAACGUCAAUCUCUUCUCCGUGCCACAUUACCCCUUCGGCAUCCGGCUCUCGCGGCGAGUAGACGGGCGGCGACUCGCCACUUUCAACGCGCGCAACGAGCACGACCGCUGCAAGUUCGCGGAGGACUUACGAGAGAGCGUCGCAGAAAUGGACGAUAUGGAAGCCAUGAGGAUCGAGGGAGAGUUGAACCGCGGGAAGGGAAGGCAAGGGAAUAAUAAUAGACAAGUGAUGGAAAACCGAGACAGUGGAGUAGCUGAUGUCGAGAUUGAUCAUCAACAAUGCAUGGAUCACGUUCAUGUUCAUGGCGUGGCGGUGCCGCCGCCGCCCUCGUGCCCGGCGCCGGCGGCCCCGGCGCGGCUCGCGCACAACCCGCCGCCCACCAGCAUCAUCAAGAGGAACGUGCUCUCCAACUCGCUCGUCGACAUCAACGACCCAGUGGCUAUGGCAGCAGAACGUCUACAACGACGUGGCUCAGUGGGUUCUCUAGACUCGGGAAUGUCGGUGUCGUUCCAACACGGGUCCCGCACCGCCCUGCACGCCACCUCGCCCCGGCAUCCCCCGGACCAGCGCUCGCCAGGACGUCUCUUCAGCGGAAUAUUUCCCAGCCGAACUCGAAAACUGAGCGCUUCGGGCGUCCUCGACAAAUCGGGCCACGUCGGCAAAAGCACCGAGGUCUAAGCCAAUCACAGCUCGCACCAAGGUCUAAAAGCUAAUCGGCGUGCACUGAGGUAGCCAAUCACAGCGCCGCACGCCGACCUUUCAUUUCGAAUUUGGAACUCUUUCCACUGAUUUUAAAUUUCGAAUGCAUUCCAAAUCGUUCACGUUUGAGAACGGAACGUUCUUUGGAUGAAUGUAGUUUUUUUUUUCUUAGUGCCAUCUUUUUUAUUAAUUUGGAUGAUAUUAAGUCGCUGGGUCACUUUAAACCAGGGUAAGGAACUUUAAGGGUAGGGGUCUUCGAAGUGCCAAUGUAUUUCACGGCCACUCGAAUUUAUUUUUGAAAUAAGAAUACGAUAUAUCUAAUUCGACAAUAUAAAUAUAUGCAACGAUUGUCAGAAUAGCGACACAUUAACAUUUUCUUGCAGUGACAAUUAUACAGGCGAAAACAUGAUUAAUAAAAAACACGGAUUUGGAAACCUACAUUUUGAAGUGUGACAACUAUCGAAAGUACAUGGGUCCAUGUUUUGAAUGUAGUGUGUUGUUUUAGAUGUUGGUAACUUUGAUGUGUGUUUUAUAUCAAACAGUUUAGUUAAAAAAUAAUGUUUUUUAACUAAACAGGAUGAUAUAAAUGUUGAAUUGUAGAAGUUUUUGAGUAUUUGAUAUUAAAUGAGAGAAAUAACUAAGGUUGCAAAGAUACAUUGACUUUUCAGUCCAAUACUUAACGAAUAUUCACAUUGAUAUAAUCAUAUUUUUCAAUACAUGUUACCAUUCAAAAGUAUUAAGAUUACUUUAAAGAUUUUAACAUAGCGAUCUUAAUAUGGAAUCUUUUUCUUUAGAAUAAUUGUACAUACGUUUGGAAUAGACAUUGCAAUAACAAUACGUAGCUUCACUAUACAAUUUAUUUGUGCACGGAAAGCAAUACAAUUAGAAACAUCACAGUUUAAUCAGAAUUAUAUUUAUAGUUACAAAAUACGAAUUUAUUAACUAUUGUUGAUGAAUUUUAGCGUUUAUAGGUAAUUUGAGAAUUCUAAAAAAUAUUAUGAGAUUCAGUCCUAAAUGUCCGUUUUGAGAUCCGACUAGUCUCUAUUGCAUUUCGAUCCAGUGUCCAUAAUAAAGCUAUUUAAAAAUUAUUAUAUACCCAUUUAGGUAAAUAAGAGUUUAAAUGUAAAGAAAUCUUCCAAACGUAGAUAUUUCGAUUGUUUUUGUAAACCUAAAGGCUGCUUUUCAAUUUCAUACUUUCAAGACCUGUUGUUACCUGUUCCUUGGAUUUUACCAUUAAAUGUAACUUAUUAUAUAUAAGUAAUCAAUUUAAAUAAUUAACGACCGGCCGGUCUUAAGAAAUGGAGAAAAUAUCAUAAUUUAUAAAGGUGUCUCUUAGUUAUAAUAUAACUCUAUGAAAGAGAAAUGAAUGAAAUAUACGGAAAAGGUGCAUUUUAUUUCGUAAACCGUGAUAGCAUAAAGCAAUAAUAAUUUCAAUGUAGAAGUAAUUUUACUGUGGAAAUCUGUGUAGGCCAAUUACAAAGAAGGACCGUGGCGAAUCAACCUUUAAACAUAUUUAAAAAAACUCUGCUCAUUCUCGUGUCGCAACCCUUACGAUGUUACAAGAAGAUUUAUCUUAUUUAUCAGAGUUCGGCAAAAUGAGCUAGAUGUUAUAGUCUUAUACAUAUAUCGGACUACGGCGCCACACUAUAAUAAAGAGUACUAUCGCCACUCCCGCUCCCCGCUGAAAGUGCCGCCUCCCCGCUCUCGGUUACCUCACGGUUACCGCCUGUCAAAUACGCGAAAAGUCGACCUGUCAUGUUUCACUCAUACAAGCAUAGUAUGCGUUCACCUACACGAGCUUAGACUGUGCUAGGAACGCCCCUCUUUCAUAUAUUUGAUCGCCGGUGUCCGAGUUAUGACGGCGCUUAAAAUGUGGCACAUGACGAUAUACCCACUAGAUUCCUUUUUAUAAUAAUGGCCAGGUAUCAAAAUCAAAUCAAAAAGGUAAUCACGGUCAAUGUAAGUUCUUUUUUUAUUUAAGAUAUACUCGUACUUUCUGUGAAUAUUUAUUGAGACAGACCGGCCAAAAUACCUAAAUGUUAUAAAACUAAACUAAAUUAGCCACUGUUGACUUUGUAAUGGUUAGUAGAACGUUUCUACUAUUUGAUACGCUAGAUAGGAGGGGGAAAACAAAUUGAGAUUUUAGCUAAAUACUAAAAUGUGGAACGGUUUUAGCUAACUACUAAAAUGUGGAACGAUUUUUACCUAAUGAUAUAAAUGGUGGAAUGUUUUAGCAGGCAGGACGUACUUCAUUUUCCUCACAUGUCAAAUCUUUUAGGAUCAGCAUCGAGUGUAAAACGUCAAAUUCAGUAUUUCAGUAUAAUUAUUUUAUAAUGAAGUCGUUAUUAGAAAACUGUCGAUUCGUAUUUGAUUUUAUCUGUAUUGGAUAUAUUUAUCCAAUGAAUAACUUCCAUAAAUAAAAUAAAUCACAUUAGAUAAUGCAUUAACAUUUCAAUUUUUUUGUGAAAGUUUGAGAGAAUCUACAAGUUCUUGACACGUAAAUUUCAUUUAACUGUAAUCUAAUCUUGGUAAUUUUGGAGAUCCCUGGAGGAUCAUUGCCAUCAUUCCUAAUGAUUCUAUAGGUAAUAUGAUUAAAAAGGUAUCAAUAGUAACGCGUGUUAAGAACUCCUUACGCAUAUAUCGCGUCACAUUUAAUUUUACCUAAUGGUAUGAAGUUCUGUGUAAAAUCUCACGAGCGAAAGUGUGUAUGUAAUUAGAUAUUAA
This is a messenger RNA of Leguminivora glycinivorella, 6381 nucleotides long. RefSeq names its product IQ motif and SEC7 domain-containing protein 3 (gene siz). The transcript has 23 exons. NCBI's taxonomy places the organism in Eukaryota, Metazoa, Arthropoda, Insecta, Lepidoptera, Tortricidae. Gene Ontology annotation, molecular function: guanyl-nucleotide exchange factor activity. Bases 490 to 3636 code for a protein of 1048 amino acids. The record is from RefSeq and is a predicted model, not a curated record. Gene Ontology annotation, biological process: actin cytoskeleton organization; regulation of ARF protein signal transduction.